UUUCAGUAGGUUGAAAAAUUAAAGAAGUAUGUCUUGUUCCCACAUUUUUUGCACCAGCCCAGUGAGUUAUUAUUGAUAUGAGCACAAGCUUCCCAUCUGCAUGAAUUGUAAGCACGAUCAUCAUUAUAUUUGCAAGAUUAAGUGUAUUCACUCUAAGGAAUCACUUAAGUUUCAGCUUCAUAAGCUAUAUGAACUUUUGGAAAAUCUUGAAUCUCAUUCAAGAUACCUCGUUAUGAGUGACAGUGUCUUUGAAGGCCAACAAAUGAUAAGCCACUUCAAAGUGGAGUUAAUCGAGAUUAAGGCCAGGAUGGCUGAGUCGAUCAAGAAGGAGGAAUUCCUGUCAUUUGAAAAAUACGAGAAAGCUCUUAUCGGACUGAGGGUCAGGAUUGAUAAUGAUAAGAAUAUCAAGACAUUGUCCGUUCAAUGAUAUCAACAAGUAAUUUUCAAGAAGCUUAAAGUCUAUGAGGCUAAAGACUUAUUAUCUGAAGAUCAGAAUUUAUCCAAAGAUAUCAAAUUUCAGUACUUAAAGUCUAUUGAGGAUCCAAAGCAAGAAGAGGGAAAAACUUGUAGUCAAGAUCAAGAAAAUAUAUAUCAGUUAGAGAAUCUAAGAGCAAAGUAUCUUAAAGAGCAAAACAAACUCUGAGGUAAUAGAGUUCUCGAGCUUGACCUAAGUCGUAGCCAAGACGUUGACUUCAUGAAGGAAUGCAUUAACAAAAAUAUAAAGCUCCCAAAAAUACAAGCAUUCGGUUUCGCGGAUAUAAACCAGGAGAGUGAAAUAUUCAGACAAUAUGUUGAAGAAUGCUUUCUCGAUAAUGUAUUUAUUGAACUACAUGUUCAAGUAGAUGAUUUCACUCAUUUCUCUGAUUAUUCAAGUAGUUUCAAGAAGCUUUUACACUGUUCACCAAAGAUACUCUCUCUGACAAGAUUUAUCGUCUCACACAAAGACUUGAAAGCUAUUAAAGAUACUGACCCUAAGAAUAAGCGUGUCUUCUGUAUGACAGACUGCUUGAUAAUUUCGAAUGAUGGAAAGAAGCUGUCAAUGGUCAAAGGUGAGACGAAGAAAGAGUAUAAUAUCAGAGGGAUAUUAUACACUCCUGAGGAAUUGUAUAAGAUAUCCAGAAUUAUCAGCCCUGAGUAAUAUUUAACUGAACUUCAACAUUA
Moneuplotes crassus is the source of this 1161-nucleotide messenger RNA. NCBI's taxonomy places the organism in Eukaryota, Ciliophora, Spirotrichea, Euplotida, Euplotidae. The record is from the annotation of a GenBank genome assembly.